GCAGAGUGACGCCACCGUUGCCUUGGUGUCUCUCGGCCUGUACGCCUGCGGCUGCGCACUGACGAUGUAGCGGGUGUCAUGGCGGCGACCCAGAGAGUAAACAGAGCACGGUGCCAUCCAUGGUAACGGGGAAACAGCGGAGGUUCUAGUUGCGUUCCUGCUGGGACUGAAGGCGGUGGUAGCGUACAGAGCCAUGCAGCCAGACAGGAAAACUAAGGAGGACACCUGGAAAGCAGAAGAGCUGAAGAAACACCUAAAGACUAUGCAGUCAGAAGAUCCUAAUAAUAAGAGACCUAAGGAAAGAAGACAUCACAGAGAGGAAUACAGAGAUGAACGUGCAAAACACAGAACAUAUGAAUCCAGUGACAAGACAGAUGAAAAAGAGCGUCACAAGUACCAUGAGAGAGAGAGACCUGCAGACAGAGAGAGGGAUAAAGUUCGAGAACAUCGCAGAGAAAAGGAAAAAGUUUCAGAGACAGACAGGGACAAACAUAAGAUAUCUGAGAGGCACAAGAUUAGGGAGAGAGAACAAAUUAGAGAAAGAAAGAACAGUGGGGAAAAUCCAGCCAAAGAGUAUGGAAUGGCUGAGCUGAGCAGAGAUGACCGGAAGAUGAGAGACAGUCUAGAUAAAAACAAACACAGAAGUGAUGAUCGAGAAAGAAGACAUCAGGAAAGACGGGCAAAAGAGGGGACAAAACGAGAGAAUGAAGAUCACAAGGAUCAAGACCAAAGACACAGAAAGCACAGGGAGGAUUUGAAUAGCCAAGAUAUACAGCAAGAAAGGAGACGGAGUGACUGGAAUCACAGUGAGAACUCUGAGAGGGAGAAGAGGCAUCACCGCAGACGAGAAAAGGGCACACAUGGCGACAUGGAACUGAGGUCUACAGGGGACUCGGUGGAAUAUAGGGACAGAGUGAAAGAGACAUCUUCUAAGGAGCGGUCUUCCCAGAAUGAGGAGCAACAACACAGGGAAAAGAGAGAAAACAGGGCACAAGCAAAUGAAAGAAAAAAGAAUGCUAGCCAGGAAAACAGUGCUUCUCAAAGCCGCUCCAAGAAACCGCUGACAAAGCAGGAAAGUGAUGAGCAGGAAAUUGAGGAGACUAUAUAUAACACAGAUGCAGCUUAUGAGCAGUCCACAAACUACGAAGAGGAUUUUGAAGAUUAUGAUGAUGAUUUUGAAGAGGAAAGUGAAGAGGACAGGAGCGUAAAAACACAGGAACCUAAAGCCAUUCCUGUGAAUGCAGAGAUACAGGAAAUCCAGAAGGCCAUGCUCUUGGAGAAUGAAAACAUAGCUUCAGCAUCGACUGUACACAGAUCCAAACCUCAUGAUAAUCAUGGACCAAAGCGAACAGAGCAAAAUGACACCCCUAGGAAGGGGACUCACAGAGGUGUAUUGAUAGAUUUUGGAUCUGCAAAACAACGACAAGUUAACAGCCAAGUGACCAGCAAGCAGAAAAAGCGCAGUUUGGAAAUUCUUCGGCUCAUUGACUUAGAUUUUUCCUCCACUUUUUCCUUGUUGGAUCUGGCUCCUGUGAAAGAGUAUGAGAUGUACAUCCGGAAUUUUGGAAAGACCAACACAAAGCAGGCUUAUAUUCAGUGCAAUGAUGAUGCUGCAGACCGAGAGAUUCAAACUGAAGAAAUAGAUAUUGAAGAAAAAUGGACUCAACAUCCAGGAGAGGGCGCUGCUGUGUGUGGAGGCCACAAAAAUAAUGCAGCAGAGGACAUGGGGCUUAUAGCCAAGGUUGACUCCCAGCGGUUGACAACGUUCCUUCAUUCUGCUAGCCAGGUCAUCACUGUCCUGCUUGAAGAGAAUCGUGCAGAAACCCAGUUUAAUCGCAAAGUUCAGCCUAAAGAACCUUGCAUGUCCAUCAGUGAUGGCUGCUUCUCUCUAAAUACCAACCUGCCAUUUAUACAAGGCCGGACUGUUUACCACCUGCAUUUCUCUGAUGCCCAAAGACACCAGUUACUUACUGUGCAUGGCCAGUGCAAGGACUCUGACACUGCUAUUCUGCGGGAGAAGGUUAUUAUCUGUGUAUGGAAUAUAUGGCAACCAUCCACUCCCCAGAAAAUUCUCAUCUGCGAGUCUGAGGUGAAAUGCUGCUGCUUCAGCCCUAGUAAAGCAUCACUGGUGUUUGCUGGUACAGCAGAUGGCUCGGUGGUAGUUUGGGAUCUACGUGAGGACUUCAGUAUGCAUCAGACCAUGAGGAUAGAGGACACUAACUGGACAUUUAGAUCUGCUACAUUUUCUACAGACGGUGUUUUCACGCAAGUGGGUCACAGUCUCCCAGUAAAAGCCAUAGAACCUGUCCCAAGUACAGAGGCAAAGGAUCAUGAGAUGUCUUCUCUGAGCUCUCGUGAAGAAAUGUCAGGUUUGUCAUUUCAAGUGGCAUCACUAGAUGAAAGUGGUCAUCUUAUUUUUUGGGUAGUGGUAGAACUGAGAAAGGCUGAUCUAGCUGGCUCCCAAAGUGACUUGGGCUUAAUCCCAGGGGGUAAAGUGAAGUUGGUACAUAGUUCUUCCAUACAUCUAAGUGACAGGUUUUUCCACAAAGAUGUCCUAAGUCUCGGAAUCCCUCAAACCUUCAAUAUUAAAUUUCUCCCACAGGACUUAAAUCACUUUGUCAUUGGAACGGAUAUCGGAAUAGUAACUCAUGGAACACGAUACGGGUUAAUAGAGCCACCAAUGCAAUACACAUCUAUGCACAGCAAGCUGAGACCAUCGCAGGUCACUGCCAUUGAUUUUUCACCAUUUGGAGAACCUGCAUUUUUGGCAGGAUGCUCGGAUGGCUGUUUACGAUUACACAUCAUAAGUGCGGAGUACCCAGCAAUGCAGUGGAAUGACAGCACCAAUGGCCAGUCCAUUACUGCAUUACAAUGGUCCUUGACAAGACCAACUGUGUUCUUUGUUUUGGAUUCAGCGUCUUCUAUCUACAUAUGGGAUUUGUUACAGAAUGAUUUAAAGCCAGUGGCCAUAGAAUCCAUUAUCCCUGACCAAGUGCUGAGUAUGUCGGUUUUUGGUGAACCAGAAAAGAACAAUAAUCUACUGGGACUGGCUUUAGCCAAAUCUUCAGGGAAAGUGGAGAUCCAAUAUAUUAAGAAGCAAUUGGCCAAGAUUCAGCCAAAAGAAUUAGAGAAAUUGCAUCUACUUCUACAUGAAAUUUUAUAAUGAUCCAAAAUGUUGGUGCCAGCGACAUACAAUAAUAAAUAUCCUUUAUUAUUUGUUUAACUUGUAUAAAAUGACAAAUAUAUUUGUAUUCUCCAAUCUAGUGAAUAAUUUAUUGCACAUAUUUUCAUAUCUAUUUUUGUACUGAAUCUUCUUUGUAUUGACAAGUACAUUAUUGAAUGGUUGUCUGCACUUAGUCCCCGCACAGACAUUGCAAAGUCACAUAUGCCCUUUACAAUGGGUUGGGUAUGUGUGUCACCAUACCGACGCUGGGAUCCUGGUUUUUAAAUGCUUGGCGGGGGAGGGGUGUGUGUGAGCGCAACAAAGCCCCUUUGCGGGCUCGCUGCGUUCUCCAAGCUGUGGGCUCGGUCUGGGCUGCCCUCGCCACAGGGUGUUGUGCACACCCAUGAGUGGGGAUAGUCCCUGUUAGUCGGCAUGCCCACUGUCAGGACUGUAAGGCGGAGGGAUUCUGGCGGCAGUAUUGUGACUGGCGGUCUCCUGACCACCGGUCACAUAACUACCUCCCAUUUACAAUUCGUCCCCAUCUGGCUACAAGGACAAGAUCUCAGAUUGAGCAGUUCCUAGGGAAAAUUGCAUGGUUCAACAUUAAGGAGGGGAAUUCAAUUCAGGGACCGCGGGUAAUUUUUGGUGCCCUGGGCUAUUCAGUUAUCUCUGAUAAACCGGCGAGAGUUGAGGUUUAUCAGGGAUUAUGAUUCUCCUGCCUCAGACAGGAGAAACAAAUCCCCGAAAACAGCACCUUUUUUGGUCGAAAAUGGAGCUGUUUUUUCCGAAAACACACAGGUUUCAUUGAACCUGUGUGUUUUUGGGAGAGAUUGUAUUUUUUCCAGGGGGCCACAUUGGAUAGCCCCCCCCAAAAAAAUACAGGAUAAACAUCAGAAAACUUUUGAAAAUCUUUCAUUUUUUCGCUCCCGUGUCUAUUAUCUCCUAAUUCAGCCCCCCCCCUUCCCUCCUAAAAUGGAACAAGGAAUUUUUAUUGUUUAGGAUUAAUUGCCUAAAGACUAUACAGUAUUUA
Pseudophryne corroboree (corroboree frog) is the source of this 4193-nucleotide messenger RNA. It is a transcript of the gene DYNC2I1, whose product is annotated as dynein 2 intermediate chain 1. The record is from RefSeq and is a predicted model, not a curated record. Gene Ontology annotation, molecular function: dynein heavy chain binding; dynein light chain binding. Bases 194 to 3163 code for a protein of 989 amino acids. The transcript has 23 exons. Gene Ontology annotation, cellular component: cytoplasmic dynein complex. NCBI's taxonomy places the organism in Eukaryota, Metazoa, Chordata, Amphibia, Anura, Myobatrachidae. Gene Ontology annotation, biological process: intraciliary transport.